GUGUGUGCAAAUAGUAUUCAUGAGGCAUCUGCAAAAGCUUUGCGGCCACCAUCAAUGGAAUGCCAACAAGAGGCAACCGCAAAAAAAAAAGGGAUGACAAAAAGGAUACGCUGGCAACAACGAGAUCUGCUGCAUUAGGGCUUCGAUCAACGGAAUCAGUCGCAAUUUGACAGCUGAGUUGGAAACAUGAAAUGUCGCUUGGCGCAGAAGUUCCUGUUGUUGCGGCUACUCUCGAUGCUUUGCCUUACACAAGACAGCCGAGCAAUGCUCUUUCGAACUUCUAGGGCAGAGUGCAAUUCAUUGGAUCUGGCCUUUUGCUACUUCAAGAGCUGCGAAAUGUGGAGCAAAAAUGCACGCACCAAAAUCAAUUUUUAUGUAGCCGUGCGUUACAAGGAGCCCAUCGAUGACAUUACCAUAAACCUGGCUCUCUAUCGUAUCACAAAAACCUACCGCAUGCCCAUCAUAAAUGAGACGAUCGAUUAUUGUGCCCUCAGUAGUCGCUCUUUUGCAUCGAGACUUUUCAAUUUUGCCGUUUUGCCCGUAUUCAAAUGUUCGAAUUUGAAUUACACGUGUCCCGUUCAGCAGGAUGUUAUCGUCAACGGAACAGUCAGUGAUAAUAGUUUAGUUACCGAAAUACCUGCGCCUAAGGGAAAUUAUAUAUUCAAUUUUCGCGUGGCCGCAUUCAAAAAAUGGAAAGCGGAUGUCAAGAUUUAUUCGAAGGUGGUGAAUAAUUAUUGAUAUAAAUCAAAGCCACUAUUUGUGGCAAGUUGCUAA
Drosophila virilis is the source of this 774-nucleotide messenger RNA. NCBI's taxonomy places the organism in Eukaryota, Metazoa, Arthropoda, Insecta, Diptera, Drosophilidae. The record is from RefSeq and is a predicted model, not a curated record.